Messenger RNA from Staurois parvus, 1410 nucleotides. The record is from the annotation of a GenBank genome assembly. Lineage: Eukaryota; Metazoa; Chordata; Amphibia; Anura; Ranidae.
AUGGUGAUGGAGAAGCCAAGUCCCCUGCUUGUCGGGCGGGAGUUUGUGAGGCAAUAUUAUACCCUUCUUAACCAGGCACCAGACUUUUUGCAUAGGUUCUAUGGCAAAAGUUCUUCCUAUGUUCACGGUGGCUUGGACAGCAAUGGGAAACCAGCAGAUGCUGUCUAUGGGCAAGCUGACAUCCAUAAAAAAGUAAUGUCCUUGAAUUUCAAGGACUGUCGGACGAAGAUCCGACAUGUUGAUGCUCAUGCCACUCUUAAUGAUGGGGUCGUGGUACAAGUCAUGGGAGAGCUGUCCAACAACCGACAACCUAUGCGGCGCUUUAUGCAGACCUUUGUUUUGGCACCAGAGGGUUCUGUGGCAAACAAAUUUUAUGUCCACAAUGACAUAUUCCGUUACCAAGAUGAAGUUUUUGGUGACUCCGAUACAGAACCUCCAGAAGAAUCGGAUGAGGAAGUAGAUGAGCCUGAGGAAAGGCAGCAGACCCCAGAAGUAGUUGCCACAGAGGAUGGUGCAUACUAUGACCAGUCUGGCAGUAACAAUGACUUGGAUGAACCACUGGAAGAGCAGAUAGUAGAACCAGAACCUGAGCCUGAGCCUGAACCUGAGCAGGAUCCAGAGCCAGAGGUGGUGGAAGAAAAGUGUGAACCUGUCUCUGAGGAACCAGCUCCAGAAGAGGAAGAGGUGUUGGAAAAGAGCUCCUCUCCACUUCCUGCAGACCCUGCGCCAGCAGUACAGGAAGACUCCAGGACCUUUUCCUGGGCCUCUGUGACAAGCAAAAAUCUCCCACCUAGUGGCGCUGUCCCAGUGUCUGGAAUCCCUCCCCACGUUGUCAAAGUUCAACCGUCACAGCCCCGGCCUGAAGCCAAACCAGAAAAUCAAACACAGAGACCACCACAGAGAGAUCAAAGAGUCAGAGAACAGAGGACUAUGACAGUACCCUCCCGGGGAGGGCCCAGACCAGUACGGGAAGGUGAACAAGGAGAGCUGGAGACACGGCGCAUUAACAGAUACCCAGACAGCCAUCAACUGUUUGUGGGAAAUCUGCCACACGAUGUGGACAGGAGUGAGCUUAAGGAGUUCUUUCAGACUUAUGGCACCGUUGUUGAACUUCGUAUAAACAGUGGUGGAAAGCUUCCGAACUUUGGUUUUGUUGUAUUCGAUGAUGCAGAGCCUGUUCAGAAAAUCCUGAGCAGUCGGCCCAUCAUGUUCCGUGCAGAUGUGCGUUUAAACGUAGAAGAGAAGAAAACACGUGCUGCUCGAGAGGGUGACCGUCGAGGUGACAGGCCCCGUGGCCCUGGAGGACCACGUGGAGGUCUGGGAGGGGGUCUGAGAGGUCCGCCACGUGGUGCAAUGUCACAAAAGCCUGGUUUUGGGGCUGGAAGAGGCAUUCAAGGUCCACGCCAGUGA